AUGUCACAAAAAUCAAUCACCAGCUUCUUUAAGGCAGUUCCUAGCAAGAGGAAGCUAGAAGAAGAGGAGGCUGACUCUCUUAAUAGCAGCAAGAAAAUUUUGAAAGACGCUAACGCUGCAUUUUCGAGUCAAAUUCAAGAUGAAAUUGAUCGUUUGGCUUUGAGCUUUCCUGCUUUGUCUCCAAACAUUGGCCAUUCUUGGUUCUCUGCUCUCAAAAGCCAAUUUUCUCAGCCAUACUUUAAAGAGCUUAGUGACUUCAUUGUGAUGGAACGUAAAAAGGCGACUGUUUACCCGCCUCAAACCGAAGUGUACAGCUGGACCCGUUAUUGCGAAAUUCAGCAGGUUAAAGUGAUAAUUCUGGGACAGGAUCCCUACCAUGGUCCAAAGCAGGCCCACGGAAUUAGCUUCAGCGUCUGUAAAGGGGUGCCAAAGCCUCCAAGUUUGGUGAACAUUUUCAAAGAGAUAAAAACCGAAUACCCAGAAUUCGUCAUUCCAAAUCACGGCGAACUCAUUGGAUGGGCUAAACAGGGCGUUCUCAUGCUCAACGCUUCUCUUACUGUUCGAGCUGGUCAAGCUAAUUCUCACGCAGAUAGAGGCUGGGACAAGUUGACUGAUGCAGUCAUUAAACACAUCAACGAUAACAGUGCCGGUCGAGUUUUUAUGCUCUGGGGCAAUUUCGCUCAGAAGAAAGGCGCUUUUAUCAACAUUAAGAAGCACCUGGUGCUCAAGUCAGUUCAUCCUAGUCCACUUUCGGCUUCUCGUGGAUUUUUUGGCUGUGAUCACUUCAAAAAGGCUAAUGAAUAUCUGCUCAAACACAACAACAGCCCAAUCGACUGGACCAAGUUGAACUAA
Rhagoletis zephyria (snowberry fruit fly) is the source of this 852-nucleotide messenger RNA. NCBI's taxonomy places the organism in Eukaryota, Metazoa, Arthropoda, Insecta, Diptera, Tephritidae. The record is from RefSeq and is a predicted model, not a curated record.